Xylona heveae TC161 is the source of this 1836-nucleotide messenger RNA. Its product is annotated as carnitine acetyl transferase. Bases 1 to 1836 code for a protein of 611 amino acids. Lineage: Eukaryota; Fungi; Ascomycota; Xylonomycetes; Xylonales; Xylonaceae. Gene Ontology annotation, cellular component: peroxisome; mitochondrion. Gene Ontology annotation, biological process: carnitine metabolic process. Gene Ontology annotation, molecular function: carnitine O-acetyltransferase activity. The transcript is spliced from 3 exons. The record is from RefSeq and is a predicted model, not a curated record.
AUGGCGCCCUCCAGAGCUCGGAAUCAUACUGCGGCUCUUCCCGCCGGCUAUAAAGAGGACCUGUCAAAGGGUCCUAUGCUUCGUUUUGAAGAUUCACUGCCGCGCCUACCCGUUCCGACAUUGCAAGAGACCGCCGAGCGCUACGUCAAGUCCGUACACCCGCUGUUGACACCAGAGGAAUUGAACCGGACCAAGAGCGCUGUUGCCGAGUUCAUUAGCUCAGGCGGCAUUGGAGAAGAACUACAAAAGAGACUUGUUGCGCGUCGCGAGGAUCCCAAUGUGAAAAAUUGGAUUUACGACUGGUGGAACAAUGCAGCCUAUUUAGCCUAUCGUGACCCGGUGGUGCCGUAUGUCAGUUACUUUUAUUCGCACCGGGACGACCGGAGGCGGCGCAACCCCGCGAAACGUGCGGCAGCUUUGACCACGGCCGUGUUAGAAUUCAAGAAGCAAGUGGACGGAGCAACGCUGGAGCCAGAAUACAUGAAGAAGCUGCCGAUUGCAAUGUCCAGCUACGAAUGGAUGUUCAAUGCUUGCCGUAUUCCUGCAAAGCCUGCCGACUAUCCUGUCAAGCAUAGCCACACUGAAAACAAACAUAUCGUGGUGAUACGCAAGAACCAAUUCUUCAAGCUCAUGCAUGAAGUGGAUGGUAAGCAGCUGAACACGAGCGAGCUGGAACAGCAAUUUCGCAGAAUCUACGAGACCGCCGAGAAAGCGCCAGCAGUGGGAGCAUUGACAUCUGAGAAUCGGGACAUAUGGACAGACGCUCGAAAUCUACUAAUCGCCGCCCAUCCGUCCAACAAAUCGGCUCUCGAGACCAUUGAAUCUUCGUCCUUUGUAGUCUGUCUGGACGACGCGGCUCCAGUCACUCUCGAAGAACGCGCGCACCAGUACUGGCACGGCGACGGAUGCAACCGGUGGUUCGACAAGCCUCUACAAUUCAUCAUCAACGACAACGGCACGUCCGGCUUCAUGGGCGAACACUCCAUGAUGGACGGCACACCGACACACCGUCUCAACGACUAUGCCAACAUGCUCAUAUCCCACAACAAACUGGACUUUGAGAACCCAUCGAUUCGCUCAAACCUACCAGAGCCACAAGUCAUCAGAUUCCACAUUACGCCCGAAGUCCAAGACGAAAUCACCCGCGCCAAACGCGACUUUGACCACGUCAUGGGCCAGCACCAGCUCAAGGUCCAAGCAUACCAAGGAUACGGCACGAACCUGAUCAAGCAAUUCAAGUGCUCGCCCGACGCCUACGUCCAGAUGGUCAUCCAACUAGCGUAUCACAAAAUGUACGGCAAGAACCGGCCGACAUACGAGUCCGCCGCCACGCGACGCUUCCAACAGGGCCGCACAGAAACCUGUCGGUCCGUGUCCGACGACUCCGUCGCCUUUUGCAACGCCAUGGCCGACCCAUCCACUCCGCCCGAAACAUGCGUCGAGCUCUUCCGCAAAGCAGUCGCCAGCCACGUCCAUUACAUUACCGACGCGUCUGCCGGCAAAGGCGUCGACCGCCAUCUCUUCGGCCUCAAAAUGCUCCUGCGCGACGGCGAGGCCCUGCCGGCCAUUUAUCAAGACCCGGCCUACUCGUACAGCAGCCACUGGUUCCUCAGCACCAGUCAGCUCAGCUCAGAGCAUUUCAACGGCUAUGGUUGGAGCCAGGUCGUCGAUGACGGCUUCGGCGUCGCGUACAUGUGUCUCAAGGAUUCCCUGCAGUUUAACGUCGUCAGUAAAGGCCUCGGCAGCGACAGGUUUAGUCAUUUCCUCAAUGAAGCCGCGGGUGACAUUCGUGACAUUUUGCUGCCUACUCUUGAGCCUCCCAAGGCAAAGUUAUAG